Molecule: messenger RNA, 837 nt
Organism: Penicillium coprophilum
Lineage: Eukaryota; Fungi; Ascomycota; Eurotiomycetes; Eurotiales; Aspergillaceae
Product: class I SAM-dependent methyltransferase
Exons: 3
Coding region: 1-837 (278 amino acids)
Source: RefSeq, a predicted model, not a curated record
AUGGCGUCCAAUGCUGAGGGUCCCAAAGACCACUGGUCAGCCGAAGCCUAUUCCGCCUCCGCAUCCUUCGUACACUCCGCGAAGAUCACCGGCAAACUGCUUACCUCCCUAGACCCCAAGCCAACAGACAAGGUGCUUGAUGUGGGCUGUGGCGAUGGUAAAUUUACAGCGAACUUCCUUCCCGCCAUAGAAAGCGUCUUGGGCAUCGACUCGUCUGCGUCCAUGAUCGAGUCUGCCAACAAAGACUACGCAGGCCCUAAAGCCAGUUUCCGCGUUGUGGAUUGCCGGUACCUGGAGAAGGAAACCUCCAUUGUGAAUGGAUCAUGGGAUAAAGUAAUCUCAAACGCAGCCCUUCACUGGAUCUUACGCGAUGAGUCGACACGCAUGUCGACACUCCGCGCAAUUUAUGGCUGUCUGAAGCCGGGCGGUACAUAUGUGUUUGAAAUGGGCGGACAUGGUAACGUCGCCGAGAUGAAGACGGCCCUUGUCUAUGCACUGGUACAGCACGGUAUCCCUGUCGAACAAGCAAGAGAGACUAGCCCUUGGUUCUACCCAUCUGAUACUUGGAUGAGAAAUGCCCUGGAAGAGAUCGGCUUCAAGGUUGAAAACAUCGAGCUCGAGUACCGCCCGACAAAACUCACCACUGACGCUAAGGGAGGAUUGGCGGGAUGGAUCAGGCUGAUGGGAGCCCAGUUCUUAGAGGUGCUGCCCGAGGAAAAGCGAGAUGCUGCAGUGCAGCAGAUUUGCGAUGUGCUCCAGGACGUAGUCACUCGUGGUGAGGAUGGGAGCCAGUGGCUGGGAUAUGUGCGACUGAGGGGUAUUGCAAAGAAAAUCUAA